GUGCCUAUGGUGGGUAAUGGUGGCGGCGCCGGAAUUUCUAUGAUAAAUGACCGUGCACGUGCGGCUCAUGUGGCGCCGCCGAACAGGAUGGCCGUGCCCGUGAAAGCUGCUCCAGGGGGUAAUGUGGGGCCAACGGGGGCCCAAAGGAGUACUCAAGUGGGCCACAUCCCCAAUUUCCAAAUUCCUACUCCCCAAGACAUCCCAGCUACGGCCGUGCAUGUUGGUGGCGCCGCCGUGCAUGCUGGGUAUUAUCCUCAGGCUCCGGCCAGGAACCCCCUCCAACCCCAGCAGCUCGCCGUUGCCAAUUCCUAUCCUCAACCGGCGAUGUAUUUCCGGCCACCGCCGGCCGUCGGCUACUUCCCUCCAUCCCCUCUCUAUCCAUCCUACCCCAACCCUCCUCCACAGGACAAUUAUUACAGUGAUGAUGAGGACACUGCCGGAUGCAGUGUCAUGUGAAGAUGGCGGAGGAGGUGGCGGC
Molecule: messenger RNA, 478 nt
Organism: Ipomoea nil (Japanese morning glory)
Lineage: Eukaryota; Viridiplantae; Streptophyta; Magnoliopsida; Solanales; Convolvulaceae
Product: heavy metal-associated isoprenylated plant protein 32-like
Exons: 2
Coding region: 7-456 (149 amino acids)
Source: RefSeq, a predicted model, not a curated record